Drosophila guanche is the source of this 267-nucleotide messenger RNA. Its product is annotated as cytochrome c oxidase assembly factor 4 homolog, mitochondrial. The coding region runs from base 42 to 239 and encodes 65 amino acids. Gene Ontology annotation, biological process: mitochondrial respiratory chain complex IV assembly. NCBI's taxonomy places the organism in Eukaryota, Metazoa, Arthropoda, Insecta, Diptera, Drosophilidae. The transcript has a single exon. The record is from RefSeq and is a predicted model, not a curated record. Gene Ontology annotation, cellular component: mitochondrial intermembrane space.
UCGAAACUAAUGAUGCAACUUUAGCCGGACCUGAUGAAAAGAUGUCCGCCGCUGAAGAAAAGGAUCCCUUGGAGCUCAUGCUAAAAAAAACGGGGUGCAUUGAGCUACAUUACAAGGUGCAGGAGUGUAUAGCGGAGACCGGUGACUGGCGUGCAUGCCAGGACAGAGUGAAGGAAUUCAGGGCCUGCAUGCAGAAAUAUAUCGACCAGCAGAGUAAAAAGUAUGCCAACGUCAAGUAGCAUUCUGCAGAAGAUAAUCGGAACCAGA